Phanerochaete carnosa HHB-10118-sp is the source of this 402-nucleotide messenger RNA. RefSeq lists its product as uncharacterized. NCBI's taxonomy places the organism in Eukaryota, Fungi, Basidiomycota, Agaricomycetes, Polyporales, Phanerochaetaceae. The transcript has a single exon. The coding region runs from base 1 to 402 and encodes 133 amino acids. The record is from RefSeq and is a predicted model, not a curated record.
AUGAACAUGUUCUACAAAUCUCCAGCUUUAAGUACUGAGGCGCGAAGUGGCAAUGCUGAAUACUCCGACGUCACCGAUGAGCGUGCUGACAAUUAUUUGGCUGCAGAGUACAGCUCCCAUAGGCCCAACGCCACGAGGUGCCUCCUCACCUGGCCUGUGGGGGCAGCAUAUCGAGGCACUGGCAUUGUGCGACUGCUGAACGACGAGGACACUGCUCGUUUGCGCCUGCAUGCUACGACUCACGACCGGAGCGACGUCGUCGGCAACGAAAUCUUUGGCGUCUGGGCGCAUCGGAAAGAAUGGACGCUCCAUAUGCUUGACCGUCAGCAACGCAGCAUGAUGGAAGAAAUUGCCUCCAAGCGCCCUACAGUUAGUAUACUGUGUCAGAAAGCUUGGAUCUAG